This is a messenger RNA of Guillardia theta CCMP2712, 702 nucleotides long. RefSeq lists its product as hypothetical. Gene Ontology annotation, cellular component: membrane. The record is from RefSeq and is a predicted model, not a curated record. Bases 1 to 702 code for a protein of 233 amino acids. The transcript has 7 exons. NCBI's taxonomy places the organism in Eukaryota, Cryptophyceae, Pyrenomonadales, Geminigeraceae.
AUGAAGUUGGCGCUCCUGUCCCUCGGAGUUUUCUUGGGGCUGUAUUUCGUCUUACAGGCGCAUAAAGAAAAGCUGAGAUGGCCGAGUAUUUUACGAUUGGUCGUGAAGAAGAGACCUGAAGCCGAUGGAGAGGUUGCAUGCAGGCUUCUUGCUAUACUGCAUGCAGUUCUGGUUUGCAUCUUGUCAGCGCUCUCCAACCUUGUCAUCGGGCCAUGGGCAUACUCUGCUGUUGGGGAAGUGAAUACCGCAUUUCAGAAGUUCGUGCUGUCGUGUGAUUUGUCUGAGCCAGGGCUCAUGAUCGGGCAUCACGGCGCAUCUAUCUUCUGCUGCCUCCUCUCCCUCAUGACAAACGUCUCAGGAUCCGAGGUGGUUGGGUGCCUCUUCGGGGCGGAAGUGAGCAACCCGUUCCUACAAGCCCGAUGGUUCAUGCUGGAAGCCGGGUUGAGGGAGACCAGGGCUUGCCGGAUCAUCGAAGUGACCUUCGCGCUCGUCUUUCUCUCCUGCAGGGUUUUCUGGGCUCCGACUUUGCUCUGGGUUGUUGUGGCGUCGCCCAAACCCCCGCAGACAAUCAAGGUCGGUGCAGUCUUGCUCCAAAUCAUCAGCUGGACAUGGUCAUUCUUCGUCGCCAAAAAACUCUUCGCCGCUUUCAAACAUCUACGGCAAAACGACAAUCAAGAAUCGAAAUUGCAGAAGACGGAAUGA